This is a messenger RNA of Uranotaenia lowii, 1006 nucleotides long. Its product is annotated as cytochrome P450 4c3-like. The record is from RefSeq and is a predicted model, not a curated record. The transcript has 2 exons. Lineage: Eukaryota; Metazoa; Arthropoda; Insecta; Diptera; Culicidae. Gene Ontology annotation, molecular function: heme binding; monooxygenase activity; oxidoreductase activity, acting on paired donors, with incorporation or reduction of molecular oxygen. Bases 29 to 1006 code for a protein of 325 amino acids.
UCUCGCGCAGGGUAGAUCGGUUAACAAGAUGCUGAUUCUCGUGGGCAUUUUAAUCGGGUUCGCUACCCUUUUGCUGAUUUGGUAUCACAAACAGCGGACGAAACUCGCAGCACUGUCUCAUUUUCCCGGCCCAAAACCGCACCUGAUUCUGGGAAAUGGGGAUAUUUUUGACAACAAGGAUGCUGCCGAAAUUUUUCAAAUCUAUCUGGAGCUGCACCGCACUUACGGCCCCGAUCUGGUAACCUAUGGGCUGUUCUGUGAAGCAAUGCUCCAGAUAUCGAGUGCUGCAGCCCUGGAGAAAAUUUUGCCACCCAAAGUGACCAAAAAGGACUAUAUGUAUGGGUUUCUGGAAUCGUGGCUCGGUACCGGGCUGAUUACGUCCGGUGGGGAAAAGUGGUUCCAUCGCAGGAAAAUCUUGACCCCGUCGUUUCAUUUCAAAAUCCUGGACCAAUUUCUGGAUGUCUUCAACGAAGAGUCGGACAAGUUGGUUCGAAAGUUGCAACCUCACGCCCGAGAUGGGAAGGAUUUCGACAUUCACAACUACAUUGCGUUGCACGCGCUUAACGGACUUUGCGCGACCUUGCGUCAGAUCAACAGCGUGGUGAACGAAAACGGUCGUAUGCUGGACCUUUGCUUUGCCAACGAUGGGUCUCGUAUACCGACCAUUGAAUUAGCUCCUACGCCGCUCGUUAAAGCAGUUCCACAUCAUCCUGCUCUAUCGGCCUUACUUGAAGUAACUAAGUUGAACGCUCGUGUUGUAAAUUUACCAGUUUUUUAUCUCGACUAUAAGAACUUCAAGGACAUUUCUCGCAUCUUGGCCACCAUCGACUAUGCAUCGGAGCUCGAUUUAUCGGAUCCUAACUCUGCUGCAGAAACCUUCUUGCAUAUCCUGAACUAUGUCAUGGAUCGUCAUGUGCCUAAACGUACUAUCAGAGAAAAUCUACGAACUUCCUGGGUUACGACUGAAUUGCGACGACUGAAAACGGAAAAAAGACACCAAGUAUAG